AGCAUUCGUCACAGUUUAGUUACCGACUUACGGAUAGCCACAUCUAGUUCGAAUAACCGAAGAAAUCUAAUAACCAAAAAUGAAGCUCCUGUUUGUGCUCGCCGCGGCCAUGGUUGUAGUUCUCGGCCAGGAUUUAUCCUAUACUAACAAAUACGACAACAUUGACGUCGAUGAGAUACUGAAGUCACCACGCCUCUUCACCAGCUACUACAAAUGCCUAAUGGAUAUGGGUCCCUGUACGGCGGAAGGAAACGAACUCAAGAAGCACCUCCCGGAUGCCCUGUCCAAUGCCUGUGCCAAGUGUACGGAAAAGCAGCGUGAGUUUGCCGUGAAAAUUCUGAACGAGCUUAUCGCGAACCAUCCCGACGAGUGGACCACGCUGAGAGCGAAGUACGAUCCGGACAAUAAGCUCGUCGAAAAGUUCCGCGAAACAGCACUCGCUGCCGGAGUCAAACUGUGAAGUAUGCAGUAAUCGCACCGGACCCGGACUAAUGGUAUCGGAUUAUUUCUUGUAUAUUUGUGUAAUUAAAUAAAAACGACGUUGCAAUACCUAAUC
Topomyia yanbarensis is the source of this 556-nucleotide messenger RNA. RefSeq names its product ejaculatory bulb-specific protein 3-like. The transcript has a single exon. NCBI's taxonomy places the organism in Eukaryota, Metazoa, Arthropoda, Insecta, Diptera, Culicidae. The coding region runs from base 80 to 460 and encodes 126 amino acids. The record is from RefSeq and is a predicted model, not a curated record.